Messenger RNA from Seriola dumerili (greater amberjack), 2526 nucleotides. It is a transcript of the gene ranbp9, whose product is annotated as RAN binding protein 9. NCBI's taxonomy places the organism in Eukaryota, Metazoa, Chordata, Actinopteri, Carangiformes, Carangidae. Gene Ontology annotation, molecular function: protein binding. Gene Ontology annotation, biological process: cell surface receptor signaling pathway; cytoskeleton organization. The record is from RefSeq and is a predicted model, not a curated record. Gene Ontology annotation, cellular component: cytoplasm. The transcript is spliced from 14 exons. Bases 373 to 2181 code for a protein of 602 amino acids.
UAACGUUAGUUCCUACUUUGCUCCCAGCAACGACUCGCUCCUCUGUCUUCUACCCACCUUCUUCAGAUCCUGUGCGGCAGACCAUCUUCUUCUAGUGGCUUUGUGUGAGCUAAUGUCAACCUGAGCCAUUCCAGCGAUCGCUUUGCCUGUGCUGGCCAAGCUAAACGCGUUAGCUAGGUUAGCUACUCGGCUAACCAGCUCUGGCUGCCUCUACGACCAGCGAAGCCAGUUAGCUCAGCCUGCUAGCUAGCUAGCUUUGCUAAACCCCCCACCACCACCACCUCCUCCUCCUUAACAAACUUGACACUGACUGACACAAGUGGCUCUGGCUUGUUGCUGACAAGCCAUUUCACUAAUACUCGUGUCGUAGCCAUGUCUGGACAGUCGUCCGGCUGUGGGUUUCUCAUGUCGGUUGUUGUCCACGGAGACGCAGCUCUGAACGAGCAGGAAAAGGAGCUCAACCAGCGACUCCGACGGCUCUAUCCAGCCGUUAAUGAAAACGAGACUCCGCUUCCUCGGUCCUGGAGCCCGAAGGACAAGUUUAGCUACAUCGGGCUCUCUCAGAACAAUCUCCGCGUACACUAUAAAGGUCAUGGCAAAACCCCUAAAGAUGCAGCAUCUGUACGGGCCACCCACCCCAUCCCAGCUGCCUGCGGGGUCUACUACUUUGAGGUGAAGAUCAUCAGUAAAGGCCGAGAUGGGUACAUGGGCAUUGGCCUCUCAGCUCAGGGUGUAAACAUGAACAGACUCCCUGGUUGGGAUAAGCACUCAUAUGGUUACCACGGAGACGACGGCCACUCCUUUUGCUCGUCCGGCACUGGGCAACCCUACGGACCCACGUUUACAACAGGCGACGUGAUUGGCUGCUGCGUUAACCUCAUCAACAACACCUGCUUCUACACAAAGAAUGGCCACAGCCUAGGUAUUGCCUUCACAGACCUACCACCCAACUUGUACCCGACCGUGGGCCUUCAGACUCCAGGGGAAGUAGUGGACGCAAACUUCGGCCAGCACCCCUUUGUGUUUGACAUUGAGGACUACAUGCGAGAGUGGAGGACAAAGAUCCAGGCCCAGAUCGACCGCUUCCCCAUCGGAGAACGCGAGGGCGAGUGGCAGUCUAUGAUCCAGAAAAUGGUGGCUUCCUACCUGGUGCACCACAGCUAUUGUGCCACGGCUGAAGCCUUUGCCAAAUCCACCGACCAGGCCGUACACGAGGAGCUGGCCUCCAUCAAAAACCGACAGAAGAUCCAGAAGCUGGUGUUGUCAGGUAGAAUGGGCGAGGCCAUCGAGACCACCCAGCAACUCUACCCCAACCUCCUGGAGAGGAACCCAGACCUUCUCUUCAUGCUCAAGGUGAGACAGUUCAUAGAGAUGGUGAAUGGGACAGACAGUGAGGUGAGGUGUCUGGGAGGUCGCAGCCCAAAGUCUCAGGACAUUUACCCCGGCUCCCCCCGGCCCUUCAGCAGCCCCAGCCACAAAGCCAGCAGCUCCCAGCCCUACCUCACAGGGUUUGACAGCAACUGCUGUAAUGGUGUGACGUCUAAUAAGAGCCACAGCUCCUCUCCUCACAGUCACAAGCCCUGCCCCCCAGGCUCUGGCUCCACCCUCCCAGCAUCUGACAUCAGCAUCAAUGGGAGCCGCAGUCAACAGCCCAUAACCAGUAACGAUGUGGAUAUGGAGGUCGACCACUUCACCAACGGAGUGACAGAAUCGUCCUCGAAUGGUUUCCUCAACGGCAGCUCUAAACACACCGCUGAGCCCGACGACUGUGACGCAGACAUGGCAGAGGUGGAGUCUGCUCAGUCCAAGAGGCAGCUGUGUGGCGGGAGCCAGGCGGCCAUCGAGAGAAUGAUCCAUUUCGGCAGGGAGCUCCAGAGCAUGAGCGAACACCUCCGCCGCGAGUGUGGCAAGAACUCUGCUAACAAGAAGAUGCUCAAGGAUGCAUUCAGCCUGCUGGCCUACUCAGACCCCUGGAACAGCCCAGUCGGCUACCAGCUGGACGCCAUUCAGAGAGAGCCCGUCUGCUCCACUCUCAACAGUGCAAUAUUAGAGACUCACAACCUGCCUAAGCAGCCCCCCCUGGCCCAGGCCGUAGGUCAGGCCGCCCAGUGCCUUGCCAUCAUGGCACGGACUGGCAGUGGCUCCUGCGCCUUCGCCUCUGUGGACGAUUACUUGCACUAGCCCAGUGCACACACACUCUCACACACACACACACACACACAUAUACACACACACUGACUCUGAGGACCUGUCCAGACAAUUCUCCCUCCACCUCCUCCAUCAGUGUAGUCAUAUUAGCUGAGGAGGCGCUCCUCUGCACGAUAACAAGUAGUAGAACGUGAACCAUCUCACUCGCUUCUUGUUCUGCUUUUACCAGCACAAACACCACGAGGACCAGGAGAUGUUUCUGGGCAGAUCUUUAGAGUGCCAACACACACCACUUACAUUUAAAACACAGGCAAACACACACACACCACCACCUCCCUUUCCAUCAUAAAUAUGAAAUCACGCCUCCACCUUGGUUGG